Molecule: messenger RNA, 1520 nt
Organism: Aspergillus candidus
Lineage: Eukaryota; Fungi; Ascomycota; Eurotiomycetes; Eurotiales; Aspergillaceae
Product: bZIP transcription factor
Exons: 3
Coding region: 274-1152 (292 amino acids)
Biological process (GO): regulation of DNA-templated transcription
Molecular function (GO): DNA-binding transcription factor activity
Source: RefSeq, a predicted model, not a curated record
CGCAUUGUUACCCUUCAUGUCGUUUAGCCUCGAUCAUCCAGUAUUCCAUUCGCCUUCGGUCUUCACGGUGCCUAAAGUACUACUCUACGCUUGGUUCUUUGUCUAUAUAUGCCUCGUUGACCCCCCACUCCAUCACUCCUCCACACCCAACCAGUAUAUUGAUUCAUCUGCCUACUCUUGAGUCUUCAACAUUUAUCUGAACCUUAAACUUCCCUUAUUGGAAGGAUACCUGCUCACCUUCUCCAACAUUGGACACCCCGGCUGUCCUAUCCUAUGCCCACCAUGCACCGUUCUUCCACCUACUCAUAUGGCCACUCGACCAGCUCGAGGGCUUCUUCGAAUCACGGGACAAGCAGUGCCUUCAGUCCCAACGCCAACCCUAAUGAGGACUGGACCAAGAUAUCCGAUCUGGCCGAGCGUCGUCGAAUUCAGAACCGAAUCGCCCAGCGUAACUACCGCAAGAAGUUGAAGCGUCGCCUGGAAGACCUGGAAAAGCGCGCAGCAUCCACCUCUGAGUCCCCAGAGCAGACCCAUGAGAAGCUGGAACCGCCCAAGACCAUGGUGAAACCUCGCGCCAAAUCCCACCGCGUAUCCAAGUCAACUUCGGAUGCCACCAGCCGGACGGCGACGGAGCGAGCGCCUGCCUAUGACUACUACUCGGCGCCAGACGACCGCAGCUCCAUGUUCUCACACCAAUGCACCCGACAGCUCUCGGCCUCGCCCCCGCCGGUCUUCUCUUAUCCCUCCUAUCCGCACCUGGACCCCUACGGACAGUCGGUCUACGCACACCCUCACGGAUACCACACCAUCCCCACCUCCUACAACGAUACGUACCAAAACGACUACGGCUCCCCGAUGCCCUCGAUCCUCCCCGUCACCAUGGCACCCACCGGCCCCGUGAAGCGUCCUCAUCCCUACGCAGAUGAGGACAUCGUCAGUCCGUUUAGCAUGAGCUAUGCGUCUAUGGCUGGUAUAGAUCUAUGCCCGACUCCUCAACACUUUGCCGAGAACAAUAUCCCUAUCCCGCCAUUGUCGCACGUUUACAGCGAUGAUCACUCUUCUCCGUCGACGCCUCCGGAGCCUUCCAUCAUGGCUUGCCCUCUCACCCCCGAGUCUGGCCCAUGCUCGCCGCACUCGUUUCCAUUAUUUUGAUAUCCCAGCCCCAUAUGACGAAGUUUGAAUUUGUUCAGUUAUGAUUAUAUACGAUUUUUCUUUCUUUCUUUUGUUUUAUUUCUUUUCUUUUCCCCUGAUUUCCCUUUUCUCCUUUGUUCACGCUCUGAUAUGGGAUUGGAAAAGGCGUGUUUUGGAUUGCCCCCAUCUCCUAUUCCGGCAAGAUUUUGUGUUGCAACUGGUCCAGCUGAACGCUGGUUUUAGGGCCAAUAGAUGCAUGAUGAAUGGCGUUCCUCCUGGAUGACAUGGAGUGUUCCUUGGUUGAUUUGUUGAUUUAUCCCGGAAAGGGAAAGCGAAGUGCUUGAUACUGUACGAACUUACGAAUACAAACACGAUAAAGCAUAAAGAAA